AUGAACGGAGACCUCAACGACAACGACCAUAACAACGAUUCCCAGGAUCCCAAGUCUCACAAGGGCAAACUGUUCCAGUGCACCGGCUUUGGCGACUGCCACAUGGUCUUUACCCGCAGUGAGCACCUCGCUCGUCAUGCUCGAAAACAUACUGGCGAGAAGCCCUUCAAGUGCGUCGUCGAUGGCUGCACGAGAAUGUUUAGUCGCUUCGACAACAUGGUCCAGCACACGCAAACCCACACCAAGAGUGGAGAUACCGCCCUGAACGAGCAGAUUGCCCAAAGGAUUGCCAUGGAGACCCGUCGCAAGAGCGAGGUUAGCGGCACUUCUGCCCUGGGCCGUCGAUUCAGCGUCAAGGCCAUCGGAGCCAAGCGUUGUUCGAUCUCGUCCGCGUCUGGGUCUGAUGCUCCUCGUCGCAAGUCUCGCCACGAGCGUGUUCAGUCGCUGCCUAUGCUCAAUGUCAUGACCGAUCCUCACCACCGAUCAUCCUCCCCAGCCCUGCCAUCGCCCAUCACCCCUUCCAACUCGUCUCCACUGUCGCCCAAGAAGCGUUCUAAAGGUGCCAAGUCUCUCGGACGCGAGAGUGGCCGUAUCCAUAAAAGGUCGCAGGGCGCGACCAAACCCCGAAGCGGGUCCUUGGAGGCCAACAAGGAUAUCUCGGCCGAGUCUUGGUAUGCCUCGAAGCUCCAUCACCGUCCUAGCCUUGACUACGAUAUGGACCAGCACUAUGCUCAGUUUUACCAUGGCUACAACAAUUACGGCGGUGAUAUCAACUAUGAUGGUGGCGCUCAGGCGCCUUUGUCGACCACGCACUUUCAACAGUAUCAACAACAGCAAGUGCCCCCGGUCCAGAACCCGGCCUUCACCAACUACAACUACAACUCGUCGACCUUUGGCCAGCCUAGACAUCCAAUGUCCCCUGCUUACUCUUCCCACUCGGAUGACAUUGAUUCGGAUGACGCCAGUGUUUUGAUCAAGACGGAGACGUUCGUUCCUUCUCACCCUUUGGAUCACUACAAGAUGGAGCCUAUGGAGGACUGCACGCUCCCUCCUUUGAGGACCACCUUGUUCCUUCACGAGGCUCAAGCGCGCCUCCCCUCGAUCACCCACCAGAACAGCCGCUACCGUUCACACAGCAUUUGCUUCAACGCGACCAACAAUCACCCCACCGAGCCCUACCCUUCGCCCAAGACGCGCCGCCUCUCUCUCGUUGAGCUGAAUGCCCCUAUCCAGCAGGCAAAUAAGGCAACAGCCCAUCAGACCCAGAACAGUGCCCCUGCUGACCAGCGAAUGAACGGCGUGGAUGUGUCAGAGGAUGAGAUGCGAGCAUUGGAGGCUUUUGGACAGUUGUGGUCUCAGGGCCGUGAUGUCGAGUUGAACGAAGCAGGGAACAACAACAACCGAUCGAUGACCUCUCGUCGUAGCAUUGGUCCUGGACCCUAUCCCGUGUCGACCCAUGCGCCAGGCCUUGACGUCGGUCGUCGCCCUUCGUACCCCGUCAUGAACCUUCCUUAA
Molecule: messenger RNA, 1515 nt
Organism: Linnemannia hyalina
Lineage: Eukaryota; Fungi; Mortierellomycota; Mortierellomycetes; Mortierellales; Mortierellaceae
Source: the annotation of a GenBank genome assembly